AUGUCCAGCUGCAGUCUACGACCGCUGGAGAGUGCCUGGUUCAACCUGGGCCUCAAGAGCAAUGGAGAUGAGGACGACGAAGACGAUGACGAUGACGACGACGUCGUCCGACCACCGUCGGACUAUAAGGUCCAAAGAGUUGCAAGAAAUGCCGUCAUUUUCAAAAUGACAAAUGCCGUGUGCGUAAGCUAUAAUGAAUCCUGGAUGAUAAUCCAUAACUGCCGCUUGAAGGCCGUUCAACGUGAUCGAACUACAUUCAACUUUAAUGGAACUAUAUUGAGAGAGGCUCGUGAUAUUGAAUUGCAUAUGCAAGUAUUCAAAAGAGCCAGCGGCUAUAAGCCAUGGCUAUUUCAUGUAGAAGUGGAUGCCUGUCGCUAUUUACGUCGGCCAUAUAAUCCAUUUGGUAUAUUGGUAUUUAAUCUCUAUAAAGAAUUUACCAAUUUUAAUCACUCGUGUCCGUAUAUUGGUACACAAAUUGUGAAAGGUUUUUAUUUGAGACCCGAAUUACUAAAGUUACCCUUACCAUCGGGGGAUUAUCUAUUAUCAAUUAGAUGGCAUUUUGAUAAGAAAUUGCAAUUUGAUACGAAUGUCAGUUUUCAGUUUGUCGAGGAUAUUGCUCACCACCAAUACCAGCUCAAUUGCUACCAGCAGUGCCAGUACGACUCAACAAUCGGCACGGAGGAUACGUCACAAGCGACGUUCAUCGCAAAGACGGCUGCCAAUUGGAAUUGGUGGACUGGUAACGGGUAA
This is a messenger RNA of Drosophila willistoni, 750 nucleotides long. RefSeq lists its product as uncharacterized. The record is from RefSeq and is a predicted model, not a curated record. The transcript is spliced from 5 exons. The coding region runs from base 1 to 750 and encodes 249 amino acids. NCBI's taxonomy places the organism in Eukaryota, Metazoa, Arthropoda, Insecta, Diptera, Drosophilidae.